Molecule: messenger RNA, 1761 nt
Organism: Polistes canadensis
Lineage: Eukaryota; Metazoa; Arthropoda; Insecta; Hymenoptera; Vespidae
Gene: Rab6
Product: ras-related protein Rab6
Exons: 6
Coding region: 182-811 (209 amino acids)
Molecular function (GO): GTP binding; GTPase activity
Source: RefSeq, a predicted model, not a curated record
AUGACGUCACUUCCCAGUUAAACGUGGCUACCCCGCGAUUGAAGGAAGGAGUGGCAUCAGGAUCUGUCAAAAGUUAAAUGAUUUUUCUUGAACAUUAAUGAAUAACUACGACGAUUAAAUAGUUUCAAAGUGCAUCUUAGAGUUAAUCCGAAGUUUUGUACGAACAAUAAAAGAAGAAAAGAUGUCGUCCUCAGGCGAUUUCGGUAACCCUCUGCGUAAAUUCAAGCUUGUCUUUCUCGGCGAACAGAGCGUUGGUAAAACUUCUCUCAUCACACGAUUUAUGUAUGACAGCUUCGACAACACGUAUCAGGCUACAAUAGGUAUAGAUUUUUUAAGUAAAACUAUGUAUCUAGAAGACAGAACAGUGAGAUUACAACUUUGGGACACUGCUGGUCAAGAACGGUUUCGUUCUCUAAUACCUAGCUAUAUCAGAGAUUCUACGGUUGCAGUUGUUGUUUAUGAUAUUACUAAUGCUAACUCGUUUCAUCAAACAUCAAAAUGGAUCGAUGAUGUUCGAACUGAAAGAGGAAGUGAUGUUAUAAUCAUGCUAGUGGGGAAUAAAACAGACUUGAGUGAUAAGAGACAGGUUUCUACAGAAGAGGGAGAACGAAAAGCUAAGGAUUUAAAUGUGAUGUUCAUCGAAACUAGUGCUAAGGCAGGAUAUAAUGUUAAACAGCUAUUUAGAAGAGUAGCAGCAGCUUUACCCGGCAUGGAUUCCACUGAAAAUAAACCUCCCGAAGACAUGCAAGAGGUAGUUCUGAAGGAUACACCAAUUGAACUCAAAGCAUCGGAGAGCAGUUGUGCAUGUUAAAGCCACCGUCGGCCUAAUGGUAGACAGGAUACAUUGAAAUAAGUUAAAUUAAAAUCUUAUUUUAGGACAUUAGGAGACAAUGAUAUUUGGUCUGUGUUUUUCGCAGCAUUGAUGAUAAUGCAUAUGAAUAUUGUGAAAAACGAGAGCACUUGUAUUUAAAUGGUAAUGAUAUUUUGGUUGGUAAAAAAAAAGGAUAGCGAGAGACAGUCUAAGCGAACUGAAUAGCCUAAGCGGACUGCUUUUACACAAUAAUGUUUGUAGCUAUACUCGUAAAUCGUAGUUUUUAUCUUAAUUUAAUUCUGUAUUAUUUUUUAAAAGUAUUUUUCAAUCACACGGCUUUUCAUCGCGUAAGUACUAUUUUAUUUAAGACAUAAUUUUAUGUUAUAUUUUGCAAUGCUUCUUUUUUCCUCCCCCUCUCUCUUUUUUUUUUUUUGUAUUAUUUUUGUUUUGUCUUGUCUUUUACACGUUAAUUGUGUUCUACGUGAAAUGAGAACAAAAAAUUAAACAAGCAAGAAGGAAAAAAGAACAGAAUUUCAAGUUUUUUCAAUGUACUUACUGUAAUAUCGAUGAGCAAUAUAUUCGACGAUUUUUACUAUCCGAACUGUACGUAUUACAUAUAAAUAUAAAGAAUUCGUAUUCUAGGUAAAAUGCUGUGUGCAUGUUGAAGGCUGAUAUGCAUGGUGCCUUGCACCAUCAGUAGAAAGAAAAAGAAAAAGAAAAAGUUUUCGAAAUUAUUGAAUUUAUUUAACGAAAAGUAAAUAUAUUUAAGCAAUGUAAAUUAACAUAUUGCGUAAAUGCAGUCACGAUAUAAUAUAAUAGUAGUCUUUUACACGCCGGCGCAGGUUUAUUAAUCAAAGAGAGAGAGAGAGGGAGAGAAGGAGAAAGAAAAAGAGAGUGAUUUUAACAUUAUUUCUUAAUCGUCAGCAAUAAUUCUAUAUUCAUAAAUUUAU